Molecule: messenger RNA, 768 nt
Organism: Puma concolor (puma)
Lineage: Eukaryota; Metazoa; Chordata; Mammalia; Carnivora; Felidae
Source: RefSeq, a predicted model, not a curated record
AUGACGGAGAACAUGGGAUGUGGGCACCGCUACAGGCAGGUGGGAAGAGAGAACCACCCAAGCUCUCUCCGCACGUUUCCACUUCGGCGCAGAGGUGAUGCUUCCUCAGUCCACCUGCGGAAGGAGGUGGCUGUGCUCUGUCUGAAGACAGCAAUGGAUCUUCCCGCCUCUUCCGGGGACUGGAAGGACCGAGUGAGGCAAUCCGUGCAAACAGCUGACUCAGAGUUGAUAGCGUCAUUUUCUGAUAAAGCGAGUGUAGGGCGAAUACAAGUGAAAGAGGACCGGUUCAAUGACAGCGCCGUGCCCGACAUUUCGGAAUGCCUUGGCUGUCCCCUGGCUUAUCUGGGACAGAGUGUUUGUGUUUUGCAAAUCAGCCGGUAAUUUUUCCCCACGUGCCUGCCAUGCGUGUUCCUGGUGUGAACAGAGAGAGAUGGGAGGAGAGAGAGAGAAUCCCAAGCAGGCUCUGGCCCCCCAGUGAGCUGUUCAGGGAAGUCCAGAAGGCUGCAAAGCUGGCCAAGCCUUGCCAGGUGGCCGUAGAGAGUCCGCCCCAGUCCCUACAAGGGGAGCUGGAGCCCAUCCAUCCAGGCAGCGCCUGAACCAGAUCCAGGCGACUGGGCCAAGUCCCCGAGGCUGUCCCUGGGACCAGAAGGUGUAACCAGAGGGAAGCAUGGAUUUAAAUUCCAGGGCAUGUGACAAAAGCUUACCGUAUCUGAGAAGGAGCCGAAAAUGACUUUUUAUGAAUGCUUGAAGGACACUGUCUUACAGUGA